Molecule: messenger RNA, 6366 nt
Organism: Falco peregrinus (peregrine falcon)
Lineage: Eukaryota; Metazoa; Chordata; Aves; Falconiformes; Falconidae
Gene: MYO1D
Product: myosin ID
Exons: 22
Coding region: 46-3066 (1006 amino acids)
Biological process (GO): vesicle transport along actin filament; actin filament organization
Cellular component (GO): plasma membrane; cytoplasm; vesicle
Molecular function (GO): ATP binding; actin filament binding; microfilament motor activity
Source: RefSeq, a predicted model, not a curated record
UUUCCCGCCCCGGCCCGGGGCAGCGCGAACUCAGCCGUUGCCGCCAUGGCCGAACAGGAGAGCCUGGAGUUCGGUAAAGCGGAUUUCGUGCUGAUGGACGCCGUUACGAUGCCUGAAUUCAUGGCAAACCUCCGCCUGCGGUUCGAAAAAGGACGGAUUUAUACAUUUAUUGGGGAGGUGGUCGUUUCCAUGAAUCCUUACAAAAACUUGAACAUCUAUGGGCGUGACAUGAUUGAGCAGUACAAAGGAAGGGAAUUGUAUGAGAGGCCUCCUCACCUCUUCGCAAUUGCUGAUGCUGCUUACAAAGCAAUGAAGAGGCGAUCAAAAGACACCUGUAUUGUAAUAUCAGGUGAAAGCGGGGCUGGGAAAACUGAGGCCAGUAAAUACAUUAUGCAGUAUAUAGCAGCCAUUACCAACCCCAGUCAGAGGGCUGAGGUGGAAAGAGUGAAGAACAUACUGCUGAAAUCCAAUUGUGUGUUAGAGGCCUUUGGCAAUGCCAAAACAAACCGCAAUGACAAUUCCAGCAGGUUUGGAAAAUAUAUGGAUAUCAACUUUGAUUUUAAAGGAGACCCAAUAGGUGGGCAUAUCAAUAAUUACUUACUAGAAAAGUCUCGUGUGAUUGUGCAACAGCCGGGAGAACGAAGCUUUCAUUCUUUUUACCAGCUCCUCCAGGGGGGGUCUGACCAGAUGUUACAUUCUCUGCAUCUUCAGAAGGAUGCAUCUGCAUACAACUAUAUCUGUCCUGGAGCACAGAUAAAGUGUUCCAUCAGUGACGGUGCGGAGUUCAAAGUGGUAGCUGAUGCCAUGAAAGUGAUUGGCUUCAAGCAAGAGGAGAUUCAGACUGUCUACAAAAUUGUGGCAGCCAUUCUUCACUUGGGGAACCUGAAGUUUUCUGUGGAUGGUGAUAUGCCUGUGAUAGAAAAUGGCAAGGUCGUGUCAAUCAUCGCAGACUUGCUGUCAACAAAAUCUGACAUGGUGGAGAAGGCUCUUUUGUUUCGAACUGUAGCUACAGGUCGGGAUGUCAUUGAUAAACAACAUACUGAACAAGAAGCCACCUAUGGCAGAGAUGCCUUUGCAAAAGCUAUAUACGAGCGCCUUUUUUGUUGGAUUGUAACACACAUCAAUGAUGUGAUUGAAGUGAAGAACUAUGACACUACAAUACAUGGGAAAAACACAGUCAUUGGCGUCCUGGAUAUCUAUGGCUUUGAAAUAUUUGACAAUAACAGUUUUGAGCAGUUUUGCAUCAAUUACUGCAAUGAAAAACUACAGCAGCUCUUCAUUCAGCUGGUUCUAAAGCAGGAGCAGGAAGAAUACCAGCGAGAGGGAAUUCCCUGGAAGCAUAUUGAUUACUUUAACAAUCAGGUCAUUGUUGACCUGGUAGAGCAGCAGCACAAAGGGAUCAUUGCCAUUCUGGAUGAUGCCUGCAUGAAUGUGGGAAAAGUUACAGAUGAGAUGUUCCUUGAGGUUCUUAAUAACAAGCUAGGGAAGCAUGCUCAUUUCUCCAGCAGAAAGCUAUGUGCAACUGACAAAACACUGGAGUUUGACAGAGACUUUCGAAUCAAGCAUUACGCUGGAGAUGUGAUUUACUCAGUCACUGGAUUUAUUGACAAAAACAAGGACACUUUAUUUCAGGACUUCAAGCGCCUCAUGUACAACAGCUCUAAUCCCGUGUUGAAGAUGAUGUGGCCUGAAGGUAAAUUGAGCAUCACUGAGGUAACCAAGAGGCCUCUGACAGCUGCUACUCUUUUUAAGAACUCCAUGAUUGCAUUAGUGGACAACCUGGCAUCAAAGGAGCCCUAUUACGUCCGUUGCAUUAAGCCCAAUGACAAGAAGUCACCACAGCUUUUUGAUGAGGAGCGCUGCAGGCAUCAGGUGGAAUAUCUUGGCCUUUUGGAGAACGUGAGAGUCCGCCGAGCAGGCUUUGCCUACCGCCAAACAUACGAGAAGUUUCUUCACAGGUACAAGAUGAUCUCGGAAUUCACUUGGCCAAACCACGACCUCCCUUCGGACAAGGAUGCUGUGAAGAGGCUCAUAGAGUGUCAUGGAUUUCAGCACGAUGUUGCUUAUGGCAAGACCAAGAUUUUCAUCCGCACACCUCGAACUCUGUUCACCUUGGAGGAACUGCAUGCCAAGAUGCUUGUGAGGAUUGUCCUUUUCCUACAGAAGGUUUGGAGGGGCACUUUGGCUCGCCUUCGCUAUAAGAGGACAAAGGCAGCCCUCACGAUACUCAAGUAUUACCGCCGCUACAAAGUGAAGGCUUACAUCCGCGAGGUUGCUCGACGCUUUCACAAUGUGAGGCUAAUGAAGGAUUACGGCAAGCAUGUGCGAUGGCCCACUCCACCGAAAGUGCUGCGCCGAUUUGAAGAGGCACUCCAGACCAUUUACCAUAGGUGGCGAGCAGGUGAACUCAUCCGGAGCGUCCCGCCAGAAGUCCUACCUCAACUGAGGGCCAAGGUUGCAGCCAUGGAAGUGCUGAAGGGUCACAGAGCUGAUAUUGGCCUCCAAAGAGCGUGGGAGGGGAAUUACAUCGCACUGAAACCAGAUAACCCUCAAACCACAGGCUCUUUCAUCCCUGUUGCCAAUGAGCUGAAACGGAAAGACAAGUACAUGAGCGUUCUCUUCUCCUGUCACGUCCGCAAGGUCAAUCGCUUUAAUAAGGUGGAGGACAGAGCAAUCUUCAUUACUGAUCGGCACCUUUAUAAGAUGGACCCUAUGAAGCAGUACAAAGUGAUGAAGACCAUCCCCCUCUAUAAUUUGAUAGGAUUGAGUGUCUCCAAUGGAAAGGACCAGCUCGUGGUCUUCCACACAAAAGACAGCAAGGAUCUCAUUGUCUGUCUCUUCAGUAAAGAGCCCUCUAACGACAGCAGGAUUGGGGAGCUGGUGGGAGUCCUGGCAAGUCACUUCAAGAGUGAGAAACGCGCUCUGCAAGUCAGCGUCACCAACCCGGUCCAGUGCAGCCUGCAUGGGCGGAAAUGCACCGUCUCUGUGGAAACCAAGAUUAACCAAUCCCAACCGGAUUUCACCAAGCAUCGUUCCGGUUUCAUCCUCUGCGUGCCGGGGAAUUAGCAUCCCCCUCCACUUGGCGCAGUGAGCCGAGCCUGGAGAGUGAGCGAGCGGAGGAAAGACAGACUGGGGCUUUGAUCGCCCUCCCUUUGCCUUGGACUUUUCAAGGCGAUUGAUUUAGAGAUGCUCAGCUGUGACUUGGUCAUGCGCCUAAAAAGAUCUCUAAAGCUAGAGGUUUAGCAAAGCCAAAUUCAGGAGAGGGUUUUACUACCACAUGCAACGAAGGCUUAAAAUAGCCAGUGACCUGUUAUCCAGCUUACAGAACAGGCCAGAAUAUCAGGAAAGUGCUUCUGAAUUAGUCUGAAAAAAGCAUUUAUAGGUACUUACACCCUUUCCCACAUUGAUUUCUUAAACCCUCUCCAGUAUUCCCUUCUGUUGUUUUUUUUUUUUUGUGGGUUUUUGUUUUUUUUUUUUCUUAUUGCAAUAUUAUGCAGCCUCCACUGGAGGAACCAAAGAUACCUGGCUCAGGGAGUCUGGUUCUGUAAGACCAAAUCCUGAUGGAACCGGAGCCAGAUGUGGAAAGGAGGGCUGGCUUCCCAUGCCGGGGAGACACUCCGCACUCUUCCAGCCUUGCCAGCACGCAUGGAGUUGCAACGGUACAUGGAGAUGCACCUCGAGGCUUGCUGCUUUCCUGCCCGGAGUUCACUCACACAUCAAGGCACCUUGGUCGGAGACAGGUCCACCAGCAGAAAGGAGAGCAGGAUUCACAGUGCAGAGGUUUUAUGUUUUUUUGAUCCUGCAUUGCUUUUGCCUUAAUUACCCUCUCCAGUGUCAGAAAAUCCAGUGGGUUCCCAUUUGGACCAAGUGGCCUUGCAGGAUUUUUAGAUGAUCCACGUGGCUUUGUGUUACUCCCAGCACUGAGGUUCAGGGAGGGCUCAGGACCCGCUGCAGGUGCGUUAGUUGAGAACCACGUGGAGCCUGGGGGCUGAGGCCACCGCUGCCUUGCUUUGCACUAUGUAACGCUAACUCUGGCACGUCCGUCCACGGCAGGCGAGGGGCAGCAGCACAAACCUGACUCCAAACAUCCAGGCUGUUCCCUCCGACGAGUUUUCCUGAGUCUUCCCAGCCACGGUUGGAGGAUGUCGGGGCAUUGCGCAUCACCUCGGCUUGUCUUGUGUCACCACGUCCCUCUCGCUGCGUGGCUCAGGUGACCUUGAGCUUGGUGUUUACAGGACAGCCAUACAUACUAACAGGCUUUUUAUUUCCACUGUGUAUCGGGGCUGUUGCUGUGGGUUUUGAGCAGAGGAGGCCAUGUGAUGCUGCGGGCUGUUGGAAUCGUACGUACUGAGUCCUGGCACUGCUGGUCAGGUCAGGAUUUCCAUCACGUUGGACGUGGGGGUCCCAGCCCAGCCAGAAAAUGGGGAGCACUUGUUUAAUGGAACAUUUUAGGAAUCUGAAAGCCUGGAAGAGGCUCUUCAUGUAAUGCCCCGUUAACAAAAAGCUUCCCAAGGCCAUGCCAUGGAUGCAGGGCACAGGGACAAGUCGCUGCAGCGUUUGUACCCAACCACUGCCACCGAGCCCUGAGGUUGAGGGUGCCUCGGGUGCAGAUAAGGCCUAGCUCUGUGUGGAAAUGGGACGAGCUUAAUGUCUCCUGCACUUUUUGCCAGGGAGGGCCCACGCCAGAGCCCUCCCAUUCCCAUGGUCCUUGGCCUCGGACCAGCAUCCCAGCACGGCAUCUGGCCCGACAUCCCAGCCACCAGCAUUUGCUCCUGGUCAGCAGCUCCGGGAUGCCCAGUGGACUGCUGUGCCGGAGGGCUCUGUGCAUCAGCCCUGGCCCAAGUCCUCAGGAAGAAGCUCUUCCAGAUGCUGGCAAACACAAGUCACCCACCACCACCACUGGGGCCAUCAGGAGCCUGGAGGUGACAUCCCACCCACGCAGCAGUUUCUAACCUCGCCAAGCACACACACGUGAGCGGCUCAGGACCACCGUGGGCCCCCCGCCUCCUCAUGCAAUCCCAGCAUCAGCUCCUCAGGAGGAGCAAUGCCAACGGCACCGCCGUGGGACACCCCAGCUCCUGUUUGUGUCCUCCCAGGGAAGCACCAGAAGGAAGAUCCUUGUCAUUGCUGUGCCUUUCUAUUUGCACUUCUCGCUUUUUGUAUCUACUAGUCCAAAUGUUCCCCCCAGUAACACUAACCCAUAGGCAAGGUAGCGGCAGGAGUUUUAAUCAGCACUUUUAUACACUAUCCCUCCAAUAAAAUGGUUGUAUCUAAUCAUGAUGGACAGCAAUAAAUCACAGAUUUAGGAAAAUUCUAAUACUAUGAGAUGGCGAUAUUGUAUGCGAAGAUAUGUGUCUUUAUAAAGUAUAUUAUUGGUUCCUGUCUGGUUUUAUAUAUAUCUAUAUAUCUAUAUCUAUCUAUAUAUAAAUAUAUAUAAAAUACAUAUAUUCCUGGGUUUCCCCCUAAAUUAACUAUUUCUAAAUUGAAUUUUGAUUUUCAGCCUGGGGCGAUAAUACAAUGAACCUUUUUUUUUCUUUUUUUUUUUUUUUUUUUUGUUUAAAUCGGUGAUAUUUUAAUGUGUAAAAGAGUAGGAAAAAAACCCCAAACCUACUAUAAUGGACCUGGGGGUUUGUUUACAUAAUUCACUGUACUAAAUAAAAAACCCCAAUCAAUUAGUUGCAUCCCACUAUGGCGGUGCUAGUUUCUGACCAGCGCGGUGGCUCGGAGAAGAUGAUGCACAGACAGAAAGUGGAGUUUUGGUGUCCCAAUAACCUGCUUUUUCACCUCUUGCAUGCUGGAUGCUCCUUCUCACCCCACGGCUCGCCCAGCGCCUCUGCCAGCCCCCAGCGAAGGGGUGACACCCCCCACACCCCACACCCCCACACCCCCCCAGCACUGGUAACACGAUUAAACCUGCAGCUGUGUUAAAACCCUCUUUCAUCAAAGCAAAUCCAAUUUCCCAACGCUGCGAAUGGGCCACUGGAGGUGUGGGCUUGCAGAAAAGAGUCUGCCACGAACCGCUGCUGUGUAAUGGAUGGUCAGUGCAUUUUUAUUUAAUCAGCACAGUACAAAAAUAAAUAAAAAUAAGGGGAGGGGAUUAAAUUACAGGCACACUGAGCCCCAUGACACAGUCGGUCAGGUUAUAAACCACACAUACUUACAAACACACUAUACACAUACAUACAAAAUGAGACAAAUAUAAAUUAAUAAGUAACAAUAUCCACCAAUUUGGUCAACAAAGAUCUACAGAAGAGAUUGCACUAAAAAAACGUACGUACACAUGUAUCAUUAGCAGGGUCCAAUGUACAGCGAUGAAGAGCUUCAAGUGAAAAAUAAAAAAUAAAAAUAAAUGGCACAUUAUUUCUC